AUGGCCCCGUGGCUGCAGCUCUGCUCGGUCUUCUUCACGGUCAACGCCUGCCUCAACGGUUCGCAGCUGGCCGUAGCGGCAGGCGGCUCCGGCAGAGCGCGGGGCGCCGACACCUGCGGCUGGAGGGGAGUGGGGCCGGCCAGCAGAAACAGCGGGCUGCACAACAUCACCUUCCGAUAUGACAAUUGCACCACUUACUUGAAUCCGGUGGGGAAGCACGUAAUUGCUGAUGCCCAGAACAUCACCAUCAGUCAGUACGCUUGCCACGACCAAGUGGCAGUCACCAUUCUUUGGUCCCCGGGGGCUCUCGGCAUCGAAUUCCUAAAAGGAUUUCGAGUAAUACUGGAGGAGCUGAAGUCGGAGGGAAGACGGUGCCAACAACUGAUUCUAAAGGACCCAAAGCAGCUCAACAGUAGCUUCAAAAGAACCGGAAUGGAAUCUCAACCUUUCCUGAAUAUGAAAUUUGAAACGGAUUACUUUGUGAAGAUCGUCCCUUUUCCUUCCAUUAAAAAUGAAAGCAAUUACCACCCUUUCUUCUUUAGAACCCGUGCCUGCGACCUGUUGCUGCAGCCGGACAACCUGGCCUGUAAGCCGUUCUGGAAGCCCCGGAACCUGAACAUCACUCAGCACGGUUUGGACAUGCAGGUGUCCUUUGAUCCCGCACCACACACCUUUGGCUUCCGUUUCUUCUAUCUUCACUAUAAGCUCAAGCAUGAAGGGCCUUUCAGGAGAAAGACCUGUAAACAGGAGCAAAAUACAGAGACAACCAGCUGCCUCCUUCAAAACGUUUCUCCUGGGGAUUAUAUAAUUGAGCUGGUGGAUGACACUAAUACAACAAGGAAAGUGAUGCAUUAUGCCUUAAAGCCAGCACAUUCCCCAUGGGCUGGGCCCAUCAGGGCUGUUGCCAUCACUGUGCCGCUGGUUGUCAUCUCGGCAUUUGCGACCCUCUUCACCGUGAUGUGCCGCAAGAAACAACAAGAAAAUAUAUAUUCACAUUUAGAUGAAGAGAGUUCUGAGUCGUCCUCGUACACCACGGUGCUCCCCAGGGAGAGGCUCCGGCCACGGCCCAAGGUCUUCCUCUGCUAUUCCAGCAAAGAUGGCCAGAACCACAUGAAUGUUGUCCGGUGUUUUGCCUACUUCCUCCAGGACUUCUGUGGCUGUGAGGUGGCUCUGGACCUGUGGGAGGACUUCAGCCUCUGCCGAGAAGGGCAGAGAGAAUGGGUCAUCCAGAAGAUCCAUGAGUCCCAGUUCAUCAUCGUGGUGUGUUCCAAAGGCAUGAAGUACUUCGUGGACAAGAAGAAUUACAAGCACAAAGGCAGCGGCCGCGGCUCUGGAAAAGGGGAGCUCUUCCUGGUGGCGGUGGCGGCCAUCGCGGAGAAGCUCCGCCAGGCCAAGCAGAGCUCCUCUGCCCAGCUCAGCAAGUUCAUCGCCGUGUACUUCGAUUAUUCCUGCGAGGGCGAUGUUCCUGGCGUCCUAGACCUGAGCACCAAGUACAAGCUCAUGGACAACCUUCCCCAGCUCUGUUCCCACCUGCACUCCAGAGACCAUGGCUUCCUGGAGCCUGGGCAGUACCUGGGACAGGUGAGCAGAAGGAACUACUUUCGCAGCAAGUCAGGCCGGUCCCUUUACGUCGCCAUUUGCAACAUGCACCAGUUUAUCGACGAGGAGCCUGACUGGUUUGAGAAGCAGUUCGUCCCCCUCCGGCCUCCCCCACUCCACUCCCGAGAGCCAGUGCUGGAGAAGUUUGACUCGGGCUUGGUGUUAAAUGAGGUCAUGUGCAAACCAGAGCCCGAUGGUGAUUUCUGCCUCAAGGCGGAGGCUGCGGUCCCCGGGGCACUGGCCAACUCGCCCUCGGAGGGCCUGCAGUUGGGCCUGGACCAAGACGCAGAGGCUGGGCCCGGGCCAGGGGGCGGCUCGGUCCUGCGGCCCCUGCUGCACGCCAGGAAAGCCUCCAGCCCCUUGGACAUGCCUCGGGACUCGGGCAUCUACGACUCGUCAGUGCCCUCCUCGGAGCUGUCCCUGCCCCUAAUGGAAGGACUCUCGGCAGAUCAGACAGAAACAUCUUCACUGACAGAGAGCGUGUCGUCCUCCUCCGGCCUGGGUGAGGAGGACCCUCCUACCUUCCCUUCCAAGCUCCUGGCCUCCGGGGCGUGCAAAGCAGACCCUGGUUGCUACGGCUACACUGGUGAACUCCACGCGGUCGCCCCUUUGUAACGAAACGGAAGUAGAGUCUAAGCAUUGCCACUUUAGCUGCCGCCUCUCUCUGGUCCCCCAGCUCUUCUCUCUGGUUGCGCAGUCCACUUGGAGCUGAGGUCUCCGACAAGGAUAUUUGGAGUGAAAUUCGGGCCAAUACUUGCUCUCCGUGCCCCAUCCCUCUACCUGGUAUCUUGGCCAAGUCUCCAAUUUUCUCAAACCAUAUGGGUAUCUCUGAAAGGCAUAUCCAUAAGGCCCGAGAGCAGCUUGUCCCGUUAGGUCAGACCUUGGAUUAGAGUCGGUUCUGGGAGGUAGGGAGGAAACAGGCACAGAGAUGCAGGAACAUACCUGCACUGAUCACUCAGAUUUUGUUUCUCUCUGCAAACUUUGCCUGUUUGCCGUUGGCUACUUUGAACUGAAAGUUGUGUGGGAGAAGCACUCUUAGUACCAUUCUAGCCACAGAAAUCAAGUGCCAGUCUUUCUGGGAUCCAUGUUGCUACAGAUGAUGGUUUUAGUGUAGAAUUUGCAGUGCUGUGGGUGUCCAAAAGAGCUCCGAGUCAAAGGUCAAAAAGGUAACUGAGUCUACUAUCCCCUUUCCUAAAAUGAGUCUUUAUGUAUUAGUGGGGGCAUGGCUGGCUGAGGUGGGGGCUGUGGGGUUAGGCUGAACAUGCCAUCAGUAUUUCCUGACCUGGGUUGGUCAUUGUGCAGAAAGCAUCAAAACUUAGGGCACAGGAACACCUGUUGGUGUGAGGAGGCAUCAUGGGGGGGCCAGAUCUGCCUGCCAGGUUUCCCUGGGUUCUGUUCGCUGUGCAGUAUCUCAGACGUUGCUGCCUGGAAGUUUAUUUUUAAAAGACAAAUACCCAACUGGGCUGUCUUACUGGAAGCUGGAGUUCAUGCUUCAGUGGACUUCUCUUCUAAAGCUGUGUCUGGAAUAUUAGGGAUCAGGAUCGACUGAAAUAUGGCUGUGCAUACAGAUGGCAGCCACUUACCUUGCCGAGCCAGUUUUGACUAAUGAGAAGUCUCAUUUUAAGGGGGUGCGAAGAAGGGAACGGUCACGAAGAUGAGUGUGCUCUUCUAAUAGCAUCUGAAGAAGACAGGAGACCUGAAAUCAUUGAAUUCUUGAAUCUUAAAGUACUCCCCAUCUCCCCACUCCCCUCAAUAACCCAGCCUGUGAAUCAUGUUUCACUGCGUGUUUCUGUUCUACGUACCAGACAAAAGAUUUGUCUCUUGUGCUCUCUUCUACCAAAAGAGCUAUUUAGAGCUUAGGGGGAAAGAAUUUGCUUUAAAAAGGGAAAGUAAAUGUUCUGUUUCUAUGAAUGAUGUUUCUCCAGAAUUUCUGUUUCCAAAAGAGAAAACAGGUGUUCAAAUCCUGUUUGUGUAUUAGGUAUGUGGGUCAUGAUGACUUGGUCUUCCCUGUAGAAACCCCUGUCCCCUUGAGGGCUUGUAAGCAUAUUUCUCCACCUUUUUCGUGGGUGCUGUUGGAUUUGAGCACCCUGCUUUUACUCAGCACUCACACAGGGGAUCCUGGGUUUCACUCCUUUAGCAGACAGGAUCAAUAUUACGGGAGAUACUGAGGAACAGCUCAAGGAGGGGUAGGAGGUGACACGGGGCAUGACUUUUCCAUCCAAGCACAUGCUUGGCAGAUGGGGAAGGGAAGGUUUGCAGCCUUGCUGGAAAGAAGAGGUUUGUGUGUAUUUUUGAUGCAAAUGCCACACUGCAUGUUCUGGAAAGGCAGCUGACGGCUUCUUGGAGAAGAACGUGCUUGUCUGUCUCCGGCAUCAAGUUUCCUGCAGCUGCUCUGAAGGGGAGACAAGGGAGCUGCAGAACUGUCUCCCCCAUAAAACCAGGCAUCUUGUUGGAGAAGAGAUGUUCCAUGUCACUGUGGAAUCUGGGACAUGUGCAGAGCUCAUGCCCACACGUGACUGUCCUGCCAUUCUGCCGUUGGGAUAAGUUCUGCAAGGGAACUUGCGAACAUGAAAAUUCACUUUGGAACAUUAUCAGAGAGACUGAGGCCAAGAAAUGGUGCAUGCUCCAAAGGAGCCAUGAGGAGCUACUUUUGGGAUAUUCAGCUUUGCACAUAAAAUGAGGCAUCUCUGAGAAAGCGAUCCCCAGAGCAGCACGGAGGACUGGGGGUGGGGGGAACAUCAAUGGAGCUCCAUGAGCAUGGGCAGAGAGAUGGCUAAAUGAACUUACUUCUUUUGAAGAUGCAAGAGGAAAAACUGUGCUAGACCAAAAAUCAGGUAAAGUUUUAGUUUGGAUUUAGGGUUUGGAUACCUAUUUUUAAGAACUAAUGUUUCUUAUGUUUCAACACAAUUAAAUUCUAACAUACCAAGUAGCAAAACCAUAGUAUGAAUGCCUAAGUCAGACUAAGUUGAGAUGUCCCAACUUUGUGGUUUUGCCUUAUUUGUUUCUCCUCCUCCUCUUCUUCUUCUUCUUCUUCUUCUGUACCCUUUCCAUCUCUUGCUGGGAAUGAGAACAGUUGCUUUGCAGAUUAAGGCAAAACAUCUGUUUUAAGCAGGGCUGCAUUCUUUGACAUUGUUCCGGAUAAUGGAAAUGGUAAGAUAGAAUUCAGAUAAAAGUUCUGCUGAACCACAGCCUUUCAGAAAUUGGGGCUAUAAGACUUAGACUAUAGGGAUGGACUCCAUGAGAAGCCAUGAUCUGGAGACUAAGAGGCUUGUGUGGCUAAGUUAGCUGGUGUCCUCUGGGCAGGAGAGCAGGGGUAGGUGCAAGGAACCAGGUAAGCAAGUCUUGAAGGUAGUUGAAGGUAGGGAGCUAGUUGUUGAUCUUAACUCACCAGUGCCCUGCAGAAAGGACUUCGCAUCGGAUAUAGUCAGCUUUGCAGAGUGGGAGGGAUUAGGGAGCUGGAAGCCCAGGUAAAGGUGAGCUUUUCUCCCAGAGGUUGGCUCCAAGCAACAAGAACCACCUAGACAGACCCAGGCCAGACACACAGGAGGGGCAGUGUCCUCCAGACGGCCAAAUCCUGGGCCUUUGGGGCACACUGGUCUCCAGAAAGAAUCAGAAGUCACUCAGGUCCAGGCCUAGGUGUUCAUGUUGGGUGACCAGCCAGGUAAUAGCAUUUUGAGCCAAAAAUGAGAUGGGACCUUAAAGUCAUGAGACAGGUUUUGGUUGACACAUUAGUAAAAACUGAAGACAGUCCCAGAGCACAGUUCGAAAAGUGUCUUUAACAGCCAUGACAUUGGAAUCCAUGUGUAGUAAUUUAAGUUCAUGUAUGUUGACACAUCAGAGUUCAGUCUUGCUACUUCAUAGCUGCAAAUGUCUUUUUUUUUUUUUUAAACCAACGCCUCAUCUCAGAUUCCCUGACUUAAGCACAAAUAAACAGGAAGACAGUCCCUCCAAAAAUGUGGAGUUAGAUGAUUUUCAGAACUUUUCCUUUUUCCAGAAUUGAGCAUCCUUUAAAGAAACGAAAACUAUUUUAUUCCUGGAGAAGAAAUGAUAUACACUCCUCUUAAAGAAAACCCCACGAUCCCCAAUAGCCUCAGCACUAGGUUGACUCUUUCAGGGGAGAAUUAUUCUUUGUGUCCUUAUUGGAGAGAUGUAGGUGGACAAUACCCAUGUGAGGGUUAUUAGCCUUUUCUGUUGUUUGUGAAGACUGUUGCUCUUAUGUAGUGGAUGUCUUCAGGGGGUGCCCAUGCAGCAGGCCAGGAGUAAUGAUAAACAAGGUGUGGUGAUAAAUGACAAUGAGCUGCCUCCUCAGUGUCAGAGAGACCAUAGGGCAUGGUGGGGACUGUGCCAAACAAGUGCUUCCUGCAGGAGGCACUUCCCACCUGCAGGAAGGCAGCUCUUCCAGGCAGUUGUGGCCAUGUAGUGUUUACUGAUUUUUCCAUUUUUCAAGAGAGGCUG
Enhydra lutris kenyoni (northern sea otter) is the source of this 6054-nucleotide messenger RNA. RefSeq names its product interleukin 17 receptor D. Gene Ontology annotation, molecular function: interleukin-17 receptor activity. The record is from RefSeq and is a predicted model, not a curated record. The transcript has 13 exons. Lineage: Eukaryota; Metazoa; Chordata; Mammalia; Carnivora; Mustelidae. Bases 1 to 2214 code for a protein of 737 amino acids.